Molecule: messenger RNA, 2599 nt
Organism: Zerene cesonia (dogface butterfly)
Lineage: Eukaryota; Metazoa; Arthropoda; Insecta; Lepidoptera; Pieridae
Gene: ecd
Product: protein ecdysoneless homolog
Exons: 3
Coding region: 308-1951 (547 amino acids)
Cellular component (GO): nucleus
Source: RefSeq, a predicted model, not a curated record
ACAGUAUCAUCUGUGGAAAGCAGCAGUGAGUUGUGACAGUAAUUAUUUUAAAAAUUAUUAAUAAAUUAAUUUACCAUUUGGCAUUUUAAUCACUGUUCCAUAACUAUUUAGUUAAUUCUUAAUUAGUCUGCGCACUAUUCCAUGGUGCAUGUGGGUGAUGUAGAAGCUAACACUGAAUUACUCAAUUCCUUAAAAUUCAAUUAAUGUGAUUUUGGUCUUGGUUAUCAUAAUAUUCACGCAGUCACAAGUACAUGUAUCAGAAAAGUUUUAAUUUUUGUAUAUAAAAAUAAAAGUUUAUUCGUUUAUAAUGUCCGAAAACACUACGGGAUUAAAAUUUGACGAUACAAUACAUUGUCGUUUUUAUUCUCUUUCUCAAUCUUCGGAUUUAGAACAAUUAUGUGAAUCUAUCAAUAGGGCAAUUCUUUCCAAAUCUCAGGGAUAUGUUUGGAAUAGAGAUGAAUUUAGAGUCAACAUUCCAUUGCAUCAACUUGAAAAUAAUGGUAAAAUACCUCACUUGAUUAGUGUUACAUGUUUUGGUGACAAUAUUGAAGAUGAAUGGUUUAUUGUUCAUUUAAUUUUUGAAUUAACAAGAAUGUUCAGUGAUUUAAUAGUUCAUGCUGAGGACAGUGAUGGCUCUUUUUUGCUUAUAGAGGCUGCAGAUUACUUACCUCCUUGGUUAAAUCCUGAUAAUGCUGAAAAUAGGGUUUUAAUUUAUCAAAAUAAUAUUCAUAUAAUUACACCAGAAUUGGUAAAAUUGGAAAAUCAUCUUGAAAUAUGUGAUGCUGUAAAAUUGGUUUCAUAUAAUUGUGAAAAAACAAAUGCUUGCAUUGAUAUACAGAAUGCAAUUAAAAAAAAAAUAUCUGGAUAUCCACAAAAGAUAAAAGAUAACAUGCAUAUGGCAAUUGUUAGUUUACCUGUAGAGAUUGCUGCAAUUUUAAAAUUAAGACCAUCAAUAAUAUCACCUAUAGUCAAUAGUUACUGUAAUCUUGAUGCAUUGGAAGCUAAAAAUUGUAGAAAUAUUGAUUAUACAAAUUGUGUAUUAACACAAAUUCAAUUCACUAAAUACUUGUAUGCAAUGCUUAUGCAUUCUAAACUUAUACAGAAAGGAAGGUAUAAUAUUCCAGAAACUGACAAAAGAGCUCAGCUUGGUUUUAAAUUAACAUGUGGGUAUAAUGUUAUCAUGAAACAAAAUUCAAAAGAUAUUUUUAAUACAUUGGAAUACAAAAAAUAUAUGUCUAAUUUAUCUAAGACAGGUUACUUUAAAGAUAACAUAGAGGGUUCUAAGGAAUAUACAAAGUUGUUAGAAAAGGCUAAAUCAUUUUUUUUCAGUACGGAAUGCCCUAUGAACACCCAUAUUAUCAAUGAAAUAACUCACUUAAAAUCUGAUAAAUUAUUUGAAGAAAUCAAACAAUCCAUUGUAAAAUGUGAUAACUCAAAAUUGUAUGAAGAUGAUGAUGACUGGUUAAAUAUAUGUCCAGAUGAACUAAAUAACAUAUUGAUUAGUAAUUAUGAUAAAAGUACAAAAAUUAAUAACAAGGAUUGGGAUUCUCCUCAGAAUAUUAGUUCUGCAUUAACAGAUUUUUUAAAAAAGUCUUCAGAUUUUGAAGGGAUUGAAAGAAUAGAAGAUGUUGAAGAUAACAAUAUAGAUUUUGAUGCAGAACAAUUUACUAUGUGUCUUGAAAAAUUCUUAAAUAUAGCAACAUCAAAUGUUGACAUAGAAUUAAGUGAAGAUAGUGAAAAUUAUGAAGACAAUGAUGAAAUAUGUCAAGAAAUUGAAAAAGAACUUAGCUCCAAGUUAUGUAGUGCACCAUCAAAUGUAGAUGAUAAGACAGUUCUAGAUAACUUAGUUCAGAGUAUGAAAGAGGAGGGACUAUCGGGACCUUCAAGUAAUGUAUUAAAAACAAUUGGCAUUUGCAAAACAGAUUUAUUAGACUCUGAUGAUGAUGAAUAAAUAUAAAAACAACAUCAAAUACCUCUUACAUUUAUAAACCUCCACCAUGCACUGUUUCAUUUUUACAUUAAAAUGUACUUCUUAAUAGUAAAACGAUUAUUUUUUAAAUGUUUCUUACACAUUGAUAAUUUAAAAUAAAAAUAUUAAAUAUCAUAUGUAAAUGGAAACAUGGACACAAUUACAUUAUUGAAUGUAGAUCUAAGCCAGACAAUAAAAAAAAAACCUCGUCAAAUAUAAUUGAGCUUAUUUUCUAUAAUUCUUUUUUUUUAAUGUCGUUGUCGCCUGAUGGUAAGCUCUACCACCAUCCAUGAACAUUAGCAGAGGCAUAAGGUCGAUUGCAGAUCUUACGCCUCUACAUAUAUAUUGCCGCCUUCAAAUUAGAAAGGGAAUAAGAAAUGAUUCAUGAGAGGAAUACAGAAUUGGACUUGGAAGGGAAAGGAAAAGGGCCUCCAGCUCCCCCACUCACCGAACGACACACAGCAGUAUGCUGUUUCACGCCGGUCUAUUAGUUGUGGUACUUGCUGAUACGGGCUGGCCCAAUUCAUGCCGAAGGGUGCUCGAAUACCACAUACAAAAUAAUAUUUUAGUUUCAAUAUAAAUAAAUUUUGAAAUAUUGCGUAAAAUAAUUCUAACUAAUGAAAAAAAAAA